Messenger RNA from Oncorhynchus gorbuscha (pink salmon), 3855 nucleotides. RefSeq names its product striatin-3-like. The coding region runs from base 239 to 2359 and encodes 706 amino acids. Gene Ontology annotation, molecular function: armadillo repeat domain binding; protein phosphatase 2A binding; calmodulin binding. Lineage: Eukaryota; Metazoa; Chordata; Actinopteri; Salmoniformes; Salmonidae. The record is from RefSeq and is a predicted model, not a curated record. The transcript has 16 exons. Gene Ontology annotation, cellular component: dendrite.
CCAAUUCUUCCUCACCCCCGCAGUAAGUAGAAUAGACUCUCAUAUCCAAGGAUCGGACUAAUGGCGGUCGUCAAAUCAGUACACUGAGAGCAAGUUCAAAACAUAGCCCUGUCUCACUACAGUCGCCGAGGAAUUUCAGGGAAAGGCAUCGUCAAAUCCAUACGGGAAUACUGAACUGAAAGGGGAAGGGGGGCGAAAUCAAGCAGCAAAUUGUGCUGGGACUUUCCUCUUCUUAAAAAUGGAUGAACACCCCGGCGGAGGAGGAGUUGGAAUGGCCGCCCCAAGACCUCAGCAACAACCGCAGGGGAAUAACAACGCUAAUCCCCAAAUCGGUGGUGGAGGUGGCUCAGGGAUGGGGCAGCAGCAUGACGAGAUGCCACGGCCACAGCAGUAUACCAUCCCCGGUAUUCUGCAUUAUAUCCAGCACGAAUGGGCCAGAUUCGAAAUGGAGAGAGCUCAUUGGGAAGUGGAAAGGGCCGAACUUCAGGCUCGAAUAGCAUUCCUACAAGGAGAAAGGAAGGGUCAAGAAAAUUUAAAAAAUGAUCUAGUUCGAAGAAUAAAGAUGUUAGAAUAUGCAUUAAAGCAAGAAAGAGCAAAAUACCAUAAAUUAAAAUAUGGAACAGAAUUAAAUCAAGGUGAAGUUAAGAUGCCCAGCUUUGAAUCAGAAGAUACCAAAGACACAGAGCUCCCUGCUGUACCUCAGAAUAGUCAGCUGACGUGGAAACAGGGCAGACAACUCCUCAGACAAUAUCUUCAGGAAGUAGGUUACACGGACACAAUACUAGAUGUGCGGUCUCAGAGAGUGCGUUCGUUACUGGGCCUGUCCGGCUCAGAGCAGAAUGGCUCAGUGGAAAACAGGAACCUGGAUCAGAUCCUCAAUGGAGGGGAGUCUCCAGCCAAACGAAAGGGACAAGAUAUGAAAAGGAAUCCAGGAGAUGUUCUGGAAACAUUUAACUUCUUAGAAAACGCAGAGGACAGUGAUGAAGAUGAUGAUGAGGAGGGAGACCUGAUGGAGGAUAUAGACAGUGGCAAACACACAAUAAAAAAGCAUAAGAUAAAGGUUGGGAAUGAGGGCCUGGCCUCUGACCUUCCAGAUGACCCUGACACAGAGGAGGCUCUGAAGGAGUUUGAUUUCCUGGUGAAUUCCGAGGAUGGAGAGGGAGCAGGGGAGGCCCGGAGUUCAGGGGACGGGACCGAAUGGGCCGAGCCCUUACCGUUUCCCUCAGGCGGGGGCAAGUCCUUUAUCAUGGGCUCUGAUGACGUGUUGGAGAGUGUCCUGGGACUGGGAGACCUAGCUGACCUCACUGUCUCCAAUGACGACGCCGACUACAGCUAUGAUCUGCCAGCCAAUAAGGACACGUUCAGGAAGACGUGGAAUCCCAAGUACACCCUGCGCAGCCACUUUGACGGGGUCAGGGCUCUGGCCUUCCAUCCUGUAGAGCCUGUCCUGGUCACCGUGUCUGAGGACAACACCCUCAAACUGUGGAACCUGCAGAAGACUGUGCCUGCCAAAAAAAGUGCCUCUUUUGAUGUGGAGCCUAUUUACACGUUCAGAGCUCAUGUGGGGCCUGUGCUGUCCCUGGCUAUGACUUCCAGUGGAGAGCAGUGUUACAGUGGAGGGAUUGACCACACAAUACAGUGCUGGAACAUCCCCAGCUCCAACGUGGACCCUUAUGACACCUACGACCCCAGCGUCCUGGCUGGAACCUGGCUGGGCCACACAGACGCUGUGUGGGGGCUGGCCUACAGCGGGAUCAAGAACCGCCUGCUGUCCUGCUCUGCAGAUGGAACCGUCAAGCUGUGGAACCCCCAGGAGAAGAACCCAUGCAUCAGCACUUACAAUGCAGAGAAAGAGCACGGCAUCCCCACUGCGGUGGACUUCAACGGCUGUGACCCCGCCCACAUGGUGGCGUCCUUCAACACGGGCAACGCUGUGAUCUAUGACCUGGAGACAUCACAGACCGCCGUGGUGUUCGCUGGUCAGGGGGAGAGCACUCUGCCUGCAGCCAACCACAUCAACAAGGUAGUGAGUCACCCCACCCUGCCGGUCACCAUCACGGCCCACGAGGACAGGAACAUCAAGUUCUUUGACAAUAAAUCGGGUAAAGUGAUCCAUGCGAUGGUGGCCCACCUGGAUGCUGUUACCAGCCUGGCUGUAGACCCCAACGGAAUCUACCUGAUGUCAGGAAGCCACGACUGCUCUAUCCGUCUGUGGAACCUGGACAGUAAGACCUGUGUGCAGGAGAUCACUGCCCACCGCAAGAAGUCUGACGAGUCCAUCUAUGACGUUGCCUUCCACCCGUCAAAGGCAUACAUAGCAAGUGCCGGGGCCGACGCCCUGGCCAAAGUGUUUGUGUAGUAGACCUGUGCUACACUGCCAGGUUGAGUGGGUAGACACCGAGAGAACGAAUGGACUGCUUCACUGCCUUGUUUAAUAAGAGUAGCAUUUUAUGACACUACAUUGAAGCUGCCUCCCUCCACCCCAUCCAUGUUGAACUCAACACUUGACAGAAACCAGGUGCCAAGGGGACUUAUGCCAGGCGUGGUGGUGGAGAAGCGCCCAAUCAGUUUUAUCCUGUUUUCUAACUAAAACAACAACAUUUACCUGUAAUUUACUGUAAGUUUAAAAAGCUGGAGUAAAACAAACUAGUGUAUUUAGCCUUUUUGACUGGGUUUCAGCUGAGCUAAUAUCUGUUCUGUCUGUAUAGUUCAGUGGCCGAGGGACAAUUGAGAUUUCACCUGAUUCAUACUACAGGGCUGACCCCUCACCAUACAGGGCUCUCACCAUACAGGGCUGACCCCUCACCAUACAGGGCUGGCUCUGGUAUUUUAUUUUCAUCGCGGUUCCAGUAACUUAUGGUGGAUUUGUAACCAGUUCAGCUCGGUUUCGUUUGGCUUGCUAGUGUGAAAAAGGUAUUUAACAGGACAUGGCCACAGCCCCUGGUGGGCCGACUGGGAGACCCUGCGGCGUCAGUUCAGUUCACACUAAACAUGAAUCAGGCGUGAAAUAUAGUCAGUCAACUUCACACUUUAGCAUUAGUUUCAUGACAUUUUUGUGUAAAAAAAUAUAGUUUUUAUAAUCCUUUUUAUAUAAAUAAAGUCUGUCGUAACAGCACUGAAAAUUGUAUAAAAAAAAGGGAAUAUUUAUUCCCGGUCUGAACCCUCCUUCACAACUCAUUAUGUCCCCCACAACCCUCAUCUUACGGUUCCCCGUCACUGAAAACACUCAGUGAUCUCGCCCUUCCUAACCCAAGGAUGUGAUUGUGACAUUGCUUUUACCUGGCUUUGUCACAUGAGUAAAGACUGUAGGACUAAAAGAAGCACAGUUCAUGGCUUCCUGAGAGCGCUCUCUUUUCAAAUAAACUGCAUCAUCCUAUCACUAUGUGAUAUUUUGUACCUUACUGUAUUUGAGUUUAUUUAUCACAGGUUAUUAGACAUCUUUAUGCUAUAAAUCAGUGCUUUGAAGCAAGCAUGGGGUGUAACCAUUUUAUUUUUCUUAAUUUUGUUUUAAGUGAUUGGAAUAGCAAACAUAAGAUUAAUCACGACUCAGUCUUUUGUUUGAUUGUACUUUUCUAUUUUAUCCUGCAAAACUAUUUUAUGUUCAAACAUGCUACAAUUUCUGGUGUAACUAAAUGCUUUUGUUUGUGUAAUGCAUGAUAAAUACAAUAGUCUUUUUUUCUAGUCUUCCAAAAAAAGGUUCUGGUCAGUUUGAGAGUUUUGAUGAGUUUUGUAAGGUUUUUGAUUUACAAACUAUGAAUCAGCAGAUUUUAAAGGUUGUACCACAUAGCAAAAUGAAACUGUUGAAAAAUAAUGUAUAUAAAAUGUCUAUAAUAAAUAUUAAAUGGUGUACCUGUA